AUGCUCAAUACCGCGCUGGUGCUUCUGCUGGCCUCGUUGCUCCGGCUGGUGUACCAGCGGGCGAUCAGGCCAUCGCCGCCCAGGAUCUGCGGCGCUCCGGGAGGACCGCCGGUGACGGCGCCCAGGGUGAAGCUCAGGGACGGGAGGCACUUGGCGUACCUGGAGACCGGCGUUCCCCGGGCCGCCGCCGCCCACAAGAUCAUCUUCGUCCACGGCUUCGACUCCUGCAGGCACGACGUGCUCCCGGCGUCGCAGGACCUACUCCGGCGCCUCGGCGCCUGCGUCGUCUCCUACGACCGGCCCGGGUACGGCGAGAGCGAUCCGGACCCGUGCCAGACGGAGCAGGACCUCGCUGACCAGCUCGGCCUCGGCGACAGGUUCCACGUCGUCGCCUUCUCCAGGGGCGGGCAGGUCGUGUGGAGCUGCCUCGCCCACAUCCCGCACAGGGUCGCCGGCGCCACGCUCGUGUCGCCCGUAGCCAACUUCUGGUGGCGCGGCUUCCCCGCGGCGGCGUGUCCAGGCGGGCGUACGCCGCGCAGCUGCCGCAGGACCGGUGGGCGGUCAGCGUGGCGCGACACGCGCCGUGGCUCGUCUAUUGGUGGAACACCCAGCGGUGGUUCCCUCCCUCCAGCCUCAUCGCGCGCGACCGCCGCGUCUACUCGCCGCCGGACCUCGACGUCAUGUCCAAGCUCGCCGCUACAGGGCGGAGGUCAAACAGCUGGGGGUGUUCGAGGCGCUGCACCGGGACAUGAUCGUGGCGUUCGGCGAGUGGGACUGCAGCCCGCUGGAGCUGGAGCUGGGCAACCCGCCGCCCCGCGAAAAGGAAGUGACGGUGCACCUGUGGCACGGCGCCGACGACCGUGUAGUCACGCCGAUCAUGUCGCGCCACAUCGCGCGGCAGCUGCCCUGGAUCAUGAGGUGCCGGACGCCGGGCACCUGUUCAUGCUCGCCGACGGCAUGGCUAAAGUGUUCUUGUUGUUCUUGGUUUUGGUAGGCGUUGGCAUUGAGGGACCGGAGGCCGGCGACGAUGAGAUGUCGGAUGAGCAGGAGGACAUCGGUCUCUCCAUGACCAUCAACGACGAGCUGCGCCUCUGUGGGAUGACCAGAGACGACGAGGACGAUGUCGCUGGGGAUGACGAGGAGCUCUUCGGCUGUCGUGCUACCGAGGAACUCUACGACCGUAUUGCUGCUGACCCACUUCCCGUCUUGUGUUUUCUUCUGUGA
Molecule: messenger RNA, 1224 nt
Organism: Miscanthus lutarioriparius
Lineage: Eukaryota; Viridiplantae; Streptophyta; Magnoliopsida; Poales; Poaceae
Source: the annotation of a GenBank genome assembly